This is a messenger RNA of Carya illinoinensis, 2177 nucleotides long. RefSeq names its product glutathione S-transferase T1-like. NCBI's taxonomy places the organism in Eukaryota, Viridiplantae, Streptophyta, Magnoliopsida, Fagales, Juglandaceae. The record is from RefSeq and is a predicted model, not a curated record. The coding region runs from base 98 to 850 and encodes 250 amino acids. The transcript is spliced from 8 exons.
GCUGUAUAUAAGCUCCGAAAUGCUAAAACGCUGACAAAAGUUCGGGUGAAAGCUUGCUGCGUGAGAGCGAGAGGAGCAAGGGAAACGAAGGAAAAAAAUGAAGCUGAAAGUAUAUGCCGAUCGGCUGUCCCAGCCAUCUCGUGCCGUUAUUAUCUUCUGCAAGGUCAAUGGUAUAGACUUCGAGGAAAUCAAAGUGGAGCUGUUCAAACGCCAGCAAUUGUCUGCUGAGUUCAAAGAAAUAAACCCUAUGGGGAAAGUUCCAGCUAUUGUUGAUGGAAGACUGAACUUGUUUGAAAGUCAUGCAAUUCUUAUCUAUCUGGCUUGUGCAUUUCCUGGAGUCGCAGAUCAUUGGUAUCCGGCUGAUGUUUCCAGGAGAGCUAAAAUCCACUCGGUAUUGGAUUGGCAUCACUCAAAUUUACGCCAGGGUGCAGCCUCAUUUGUUCUCAACACCUUACUAGCACCUGCACUUGGACUUUCCUUGAAUCCACAAGCAGCUGCUGAAGCUGAGAAACUUUUAUCCAAGUCUCUGUCAAAAAUAGAGUCCAUUUGGCUCAAGGGGAAUGGACGCUUCUUACUUGGUGGCUUUCAACCAUCCAUAGCAGAUCUUAGUCUGGUCUGUGAGAUUAUGCAACUAGAGCUUUUGUCCGAGGAGGAUCGCAGUCGUAUACUAGGUCCACACAAGAAAGUGCAGCAGUGGAUCCAGGAUACAAGAAAUGCAACAAGACCUCACUUUGAUGAAGCGCAUAACAUCCUCCACAAAGUCAAAACAAAACUCGCGGUGCAGCUGUCAGUGCGAGCAAACAGUGAGAUGGAAUUUAGCAUUAAAAGGGCGUUGCCUUCAAAGAUGUGAAAACCAUGUUGCUGUUACGCUUCCGAGGUACCGUGUAAUACUUCAACAAGAGGGAGCUGCAUACAACGCUGACAGAAGAGGCAGCCAUUGCAGCUCCAGCAAUCCAUGGUGGCAAACGAAGUCCAAUGAAUGGAUAAAGGGCCCCAGCAGCAAUUGGGAUGCCAAGCAGAUUAUAUCCCAAAGCCCAGACAUAGUUUAGACGAAUGCGUGAGAAAGUUUUCCUGGAAAGAUCAAUGGCAGUUAUCACAUCCUCCAAGUUGUUCUUCAUGAGAACAAUGUCAGCUGCCUCAAUUGCAAUGUCUGUGCCAGCUCCAAUUGCCAUUCCAACAUCUGCGGCCACAAGUGCUGGUGAGUCGUUUAUGCCAUCUCCCACCAUUGCCACAGUGUAGCCUGAACCCUGUAUAUGAGGACAAAAAAUUUCACGUCUAAUGAAGUCUUUAAUCACACAACACAAAAACUCUGUCAAAGUGCUAGUCAUGAUGUUAGAAGUUAUCUUAGAUUUAAACAACAAAAUGAUGUUCAUUGAGUGGAUAUAUUGGCUAGAUUCCGACUAUGGAAUGUGUCUAUGCUUCCACACAAUUUUGAAUGCUGUGAAAAAGACUUCCUGAACAUGUUCUUUUUGUACCUGAAAAUCUCUCACUUUCUCUGCUUUAUCCUCUGGUUUGGCUUCUGCAAUAACAGUUUCAAUUCCAACUUCCUUGGCAAUGGAAUUGGCAGUACCCCAAUUGUCACCUGUCAUCACUAUGCUCCUAAUGUUCAUAGACCUGAGAAUGGUAAUGACUUCUCGAGCACCUGGUUUAAGUGGAUCAGAUAUGGCUAGAACUCCAGCCACUUCCCUAUCUAUAGAUACGAGAAUCCCAGUAUGGGCCAACGCUUCAGCUUUUGCAAGUAUAUCUUCAGCAUCCGAUGGAAUUGCAAUGUUCUGGUCCAAAAUCAAGCUCUUGUUUCCCACAAUUAUUUCCCUGUUUUGAACAACAGCUUUCACUCCAUGGCCGGUAAUGGAGAUAAAGUCUCUUGCUUCUGGCCAGGCAGGAUUCUCUUUAUCUUCUACAAAGUUCUUGGCAUACUCCACUAUGGCCUUGGCUAAUGGGUGCUCACUGUUCACCUAAUAGAGAUAGCCCAAGUCGAUCUUGUCAAUGCUGGAGAUACAUCAUAUUGCUCUUGCUACUUCUCUUAAGGAGUGAGUUUCACACAGGAAAACAUAUUAAUAUAUAUAUUAUAUCUGUCCGUCUAUAUAUACAUAAUAUAUCAUGUAUGAUGAUGUAUAUGUAUUUAUGUGACAGUGUACCUCUGUUGCAGCAAUGAGAAUGUAGAAAUCUUGAAGCAA